AUACAGUUACAGAAACCCGAUGUUGAGGACACAGUCAGAACCCUCACUAACAGCACAGAUUGCUGCACACAGCGCCAGAGCUGUGCCCCGGGCGGUUACGCCAGCUGUAACGCCCCAGAGUCGGACAGACAGACAGAGACUCUGCCGGCACGUACCAGAAGUGCCACGGACUCAGACGUCCUACGUUGUAAGCCCCAGACUUGGCACUACACCGAUAUACGUAAUAUCUACACAGUGUUGUGCUGCGUUAUCCUUCAGGAAAAGGACUAGCUAGGAGAUGUCAGGCCAUCAUUUCCGCAACACCGUCGCGGACUUUGGGCUGUCCAAGCUCCUGAACGACAAUGCCAAGCACGUAUUGUCGGACCAGUUCGGCACUGUGGCAUACUCUAGCCCCGAGGCCAUCAACGGCAACCACAGCAAGGCCUCUGAUGUGUGGGCGUUCGGCGUAAUGCUGUGGGAGCUGAUCACGUUGGAGCGGCCCUACAGCAAGCUGUCUGUCCCGCAAAUCAUGGCAGGCAUGAUGCUCAACACACUGCACCUGGAGUGGCCGCGGCACCUGUGGCCGGGGCUGUGCGCAAUAGGCGAGCGCUGCGUGGCGCCGGACCCCGCCGCCCGGCCCAGCUUUGCGCAGCUUGAGGAGGAGCUGGUGGUGCUGGAGGAGGCCAUGCGGGAGGAGAGCCGCCGCCGCAUUUUGCUGGAGCGGGCAGCGGCCAGCACUACAGCCAGCACCACGGCCAGCACCACGGCCAGCACCAGCAGCAAGGCCGUGGCCGCCGCUGACUGCCGGGCGCAAGAAGUCACUGCGGCUGCAGCGCCGUGCUCGCCUUUUGGAGCGGCGGUGGCGCCGCAAACUGCUGAUUUCAUGACAGAUGCAGGCGCGAGCAUUGCGGAGGCCCAACCCUGAUGAGCGCAUUGCGUGCAUAUGCAGUCGGCAUGUCGUGGUCUUAGUGAUUCAUGCUACCUGAACUCUUAUCUGCUAUCUGCUUGAUUGUGCUUGCCUGCCUGUGGGAACACUCGAGUCAUGAGUGUGUCAGUAAGAGUGGGUGUUAUUGUAGGAUAAACGGGCAUUGCUGAGAACUCAUGUGUAGGUACAUUCAAGUGCACAACUGGGGUGCUUUCAGUGUUGUACAUGGGAAAGGAUGCAUUGCUCAAAAUAUAUGUACUGCGACUGCUGCUGGUCUAUCUAGGGUCCUAUCGUGCCUAACCCACGAAUGAAUUCAAUAAUAUGCGCCAAAACCGUUGUUUGGUAGGCGCGGUGUCAGUUGCUGGUAGCUGGUAGCGUCUUCGUACAUGCGGCGUCUGCAGUGUCUACCUUCGUGCAAUGAAGCCCCUGCUCAGUACUGAGCACCAAGGUACCGCUACAGGGCAAUCUAUAAUCACAUCCCGUGAUUGAUCGUAAUUCUUCUUGUGGAUGGGCCGUGGGCCUGCGACUGAGGCGCAUCGUCUCGUAUCUUCCAUCUACGUGAAAACAUUUGCCCCACGCCUAAGGCAGGGAAAUGUUUUGGGGAUUUGGGGCCGCACUUCUAUAGUGUAGACAUGUUGACGCAGAGUUGGCGGUACAUGAAGACUUUUGCUUGCCCCUAGGGAGAAUGUUCUGGGCGUAAUGCCGCAGGAGGGUUAAUACCGCUCUGUAAACGCCGCACGCCUGGGGGCAUCUACAAGAUAUGAAUGCAGAUGUUACAGAUGGGACAGUCACACGGGGGACACGCGCGGUUAAGGGUACCCCCCAACUUUAAGACCCUAGGCAGGGGUGCUAUGCCAUUCGUUACACGCUGGGAUUUCGGCAGUCCCCGCAUGGAUCCUCGCUUCUUAGCAGCACUGCUCGCUUCCAAUAAUGCAACAUCUUUGAGAUUAUUCAACUUUUAAAGUUUAAUAAAGUUGACGCAGCGAAAAGACAGUUGAGCUGAAGAGGGUCAGUUGCGGAAAUUUCGCUUAAAUGUCGCGCGGCCUUCGGCCGCGCGUGUAAGCAAAGACCCCAUACCCCAUGCAGCUAAUUAGAGAGCACAAUGUGCCCCCAUAAUUUGCGCAAAUUGCCCAGUGCCGUUGUUUUCCAUUAACUAUGGGAGGGGCCGGGGGCGUAGCCCCCGGGAAAAAAUUUGGAAAUCCCUGGCACAAAACGCUUGAUUUUUGACGUUGGUAAGGAGGGCACGGCGUGCUCCUCCGGGGUCACAACUGCUGGGGGCAGCCGUGGGCAAGACACGCGGUCAGGUAGCCCGGCCCUGCCCGGCCUGCCAUGCUUCUACUGGCUGGGCGCGGGCGCUACACCUCCUCUGCCUCGGACACUCAUGUGUGGCCCUAUCGGGCAAGGAUAGCAGUGUUGGGCCGGACAGAUACGUCUCCUGCAGCGUGAUAAAGGUGGCUGCUGGUCGCCGCCACACCACACCGCUGGACCCCUUGCCCUCGC
Molecule: messenger RNA, 2404 nt
Organism: Chlamydomonas reinhardtii
Lineage: Eukaryota; Viridiplantae; Chlorophyta; Chlorophyceae; Chlamydomonadales; Chlamydomonadaceae
Exons: 6
Coding region: 278-904 (208 amino acids)
Biological process (GO): protein phosphorylation
Molecular function (GO): ATP binding; protein kinase activity
Source: RefSeq, a predicted model, not a curated record